This is a messenger RNA of Exophiala aquamarina CBS 119918, 1791 nucleotides long. RefSeq lists its product as uncharacterized. The transcript has 2 exons. Gene Ontology annotation, molecular function: flavin adenine dinucleotide binding; oxidoreductase activity, acting on CH-OH group of donors. The record is from RefSeq and is a predicted model, not a curated record. Bases 1 to 1791 code for a protein of 596 amino acids. NCBI's taxonomy places the organism in Eukaryota, Fungi, Ascomycota, Eurotiomycetes, Chaetothyriales, Herpotrichiellaceae.
AUGUCAUCGGACGCGUAUGAUAUAGUCAUUGUCGGUGGUGGGACAGCGGGUCUCAUUGUCGCCGCUCGACUAUCUGAGGACCCGGGUCUGCAAGUCGCUGUGCUUGAGUCUGGAGAGGACGACAGCUCGAACCCAGAUCUCCAAACUCCCGGCCUGUAUGCUUCUUUGCGAAAUGGUCCAUUGGAUUGGAGGUUCAAGUCUACCUAUCCACCACCACAUGGCGAUAGACCACUUUCUUUAGCAUCAGGCCGCACCUUGGGAGGCACAAGCGGCAUCAAUGGCUUCGUCUUCCAGCCAAGCUCAAAGUCUAAUCUCGACUUCUGGACCGAGCUUGGGAACAGUGGCUGGGGCUUCGAGGCCAUGGACCGGGCUGUGCGCAAAGCCGUGACUGUCCACGGCCCGUCUGGAACAACCCCACGAGGCUCCGGGCCGAUUCAACUAGUCAUCAAUGAGUCGGAAAUAGAGGCCUCGUGGGUCAAGACUUGGAACGAUAGCCUGGCACAGCUUGGACAAUCGCCAUGCGAUGCCUUCUCCGGCGAGCAACACGGCCCAAUCACGAAUUUUGAUACUGUUGAUCCGGUUUCCAACAAGAGGUCUUUCACGACCAAUGCAUACCUUGACCCUGUUUGUUCUAGAAGCAACCUCACUGUCCUGACUGGAUCGACCGUGAACAAAAUCGUCUUCAAGGAAAGAAAUACUGGAGCUGGGCAUAUUGCAGAUGGCGUUCAAGUGACUUCGAAGGACGGGAAGCAGAGCAUCAUUAAGGCUCGCAAGGAGGUUAUCGUCGCGGCAGGCGUCAUCAACUCCCCCAGGAUCCUCGAGCUCUCUGGCAUUGGCGGAAGGUCGGGUUUGCAGAACCUGGGUAUAGACUCGAUUGUCGACAAUCCCCACGUUGGAGAGAACUUCCAGAACCACUGCUUCUCAGGCGUCGUGUUUCCAAUCCGAGACGAUGUCGAUACCUUGGAUGCAUUCAUCCGAAAAGAGCCCAGCGCAGUUGCCGCAGCCGAGAAGACGUAUGCGAGCGGAAAAGGAGGCCCGAUCGGAAGAAGUUCUACUCUCUUGAGUGCGCAAAUGCCUAUGACCGAUAUCACAGACGAGCAUGGCAUGAACGAGAUACAGCAGCUCCUGAAGGAGGCCGCAGGCAAAUCAAUGGGGCCUUCGGUUGCCACGCCAGCGUUCCGGAGGGCUUGGGACUCGUACAUCGAAAGGAACCUCACCAGCAAAACAGAGUCACCGGGGCGGUUCAUGUUCAUCCCAUGCUAUUCGCCAUUUGAUGUGGCUGAUCCAUCGUACCGCGCCCCAGGGAAUCACUUCACCAUUGUCACGAUGCUUUCGACGCCUCUUCCUCGAGGCUCCGUGCAUAUCAAUAGCAGCUCACUCGAGCAUUCAGACAAAAACACAGGGAUGACACUGGAUGUAGGCUUCUCCCCAAGCCCUCUCGACGUAGAAGUCCUCGCCCGGUACGUCAUGUACGCCGAAAAGUCCCUGGCUCGACUAGAGCCCUUCGCGUCUCUCCUUAAGCCGCGCGAGAAUCGCUUCACGCAUAUCGAGGAGGCAAGAGAGUAUGUCAAGGCUAAUACUGCUUGGACGCAUCACUUUGUUGGUACAUGUGCUAUGAUGUCGCAAGAGAUGGGAGGCGUUGUUGAUGAUAAGCUACGUGUUUAUGGGUGUGCGAAUCUUCGAGUCUGCGAUGCCAGCGUUAUACCGGUCGUGCCGAGGAGCAACCCUCAAGCUGUGGUGUAUGGGGUGGCCGAGCAUGGCGCUGAGAUUAUCAAAGCGACACUGGUGUGA